AUGGUUGCCAGGCCUAGAGGCCUGGCUCCCAUAGCACUAUAUGGGCUCUUUUUCGGAGGGCUCUGUUUGCUGGUUUACAACAAUGGCGUUGACGCUUCUGCAGCAGCGGCAGCAGGAGGGCAGCAGCGGACAUUGCUAGGCACUUCUGCAACGAGGCAGGUUCUCAAGCUUUACCGGCCGCCCAGGUCGCCAGAGGCCCCAAGCACGCCCGGCGCACCUGCUGACGCACCCCCAACACCGGCAGCUACACUUGAGGGUUAUAUCAAAGUGCAGAUGGGAGAUGACGUAAAUGGCAGAGACCUUAUGUACGUCUUUUUGCAGAAAAGCGACGAGAGUUUGACGGAACUGCUAAUGGAUAAAGAGGAGGCCUUUCAGCACGUCAACCAACGCGUCCGUGUCAGCAUCCUGCCGGAUAAUGAUUUGGGUUCGUCUGACAAGAACUCUGGUUCGGAGGCGACUGCAGCAGCAGGCGACUUCACGCAGCAGCUGUCCCAAGCCAACAACCGUCGCCGGUUAUUACAACGCUCCUCAGCAGUCCGCGCCAAGGUUGUUGAGGUUUUGAGCUCACCAACAGAUAGUGCCGACCUCCAAGAUGGCGCCAAGGACUUUCCAGUCGAUGGCCGCCAACCUAUCAUAAACGUCACCGGCGUUGUCUUCCUUCUUAGCUUCUGUGGGCUACGAAACAUGUAUGAUGUCAACUCGUUCCGAAAAAUCUGGGUCAACGAGCCAGGCACUCCGGCCGAUACAUUCACGAUGCAGAACUAUAUGAGCUAUUGUUCACAAGGCAUGACGCAGAUGUCUGUCGCCUCACAGAAUAUAUUUGAGGUUGAACUGCCGUGCACUGGGACUAUGGCAAACGGGGUGCUUGUAUACUCGUUCAACAUGUCAUCGACUUGUGGCCCCAUUGAGCAAUAUGCCUGGUAUAAAUUAUCUGCAGAUAAAGUGCGGGAUACGCUGGGGUUCAACGCUUCAGCAUUUAAACAGCAGGUUUUCAUACUUCCCCCCAAAUCCCGCUGCAGCCUUUCGUGGGGAGGGUUGGCUGACGUGGGUUGUACACGUAAUUUCUUUUGCCGGUCAUACAUUGCCUCGUCCAACGACUUGAGAGUCAUGAUGCACGAGAUGUCCCACAACUUUGGAUUACAUCAUUCCGGAGAAGGUGGUUUUGAAUACGGCGACGAAUCAUGCGUAAUGGGAACGGGAGAUUCAUGCUUCAAUGCUCCCAAUGCGUGGCGCCUGGGCUGGGUGGACACCGUCCCCGGGGGCGACCUCGACGGCUCGACGCUGGAGGUCGGACGACCGCGAAGGUUUACACUUCCUCCACAGACCAAGGCUCGACAAGCCAUUGUCCGCAUCUAUCCAGAUUGGAAAAUUGGUCAAGCCGCACCACUCUGGCCGCGUGCACUUUAUGGAGGCGAAUCCGUUCAGUCGAUCUACCUAGGCUUUCGUGUAAAAGUCCCGCCUUUUGAGAGGAUUCUGGACCGAGAUAGCAACGCCGUUACUGUGCAUGUAUACGGAGCUAACCGGUCAGCGAGCGGCUUCGGACUUGCAUUGAAGGUGAGGACCCUCAGGCCUGGUGGCUAUGAAGAAUUCAGAGACGAUGCCUGGUCGGGCAUCGUUGUCCGACUCAUUAGCAUGAAUCCUGAUGUCAACGCGAUAGUUUCCGUCUGCCGGUCUACUGGAGCUAAAGAGUCUCAGGGGGGCAACUCUUGCGAGGAUGGAAUUGACAACGACUGCGAUGGCAAGGUGACCGCCGCCACCAAGGCCCUUGUCUCCCCGGCCGCCACCAAGGCCGCCGCCACCUCUGCCACGACCCCGCGCAUGGCCUCCCGGGAGGGCCCCACGCCCACCGCCUCCGAACCAACAAGAAGGUCAACCUUUGACACCGCAAAUACCCUCUCCACCGCCCUCGCCUCCCCCGCGCCCGCCCUCGCCGCGGCCACCUUUGCCGCGGCCGCCACGCUUGCCUCCACGGCCGCCGCGCCCGCCUGCUGUGCCAGCAAGGCUUCGCCUUGUAAGGGUCGUGCCUCCACCACCCAACAGGAGUAA
Messenger RNA from Volvox carteri f. nagariensis, 2046 nucleotides. RefSeq lists its product as uncharacterized. The coding region runs from base 1 to 2046 and encodes 681 amino acids. The record is from RefSeq and is a predicted model, not a curated record. Lineage: Eukaryota; Viridiplantae; Chlorophyta; Chlorophyceae; Chlamydomonadales; Volvocaceae. The transcript has 8 exons.